AUGGCGUCGGAUCUGCCAGCCCACUCUGUAGCGUCGCAGACGCUGGAAACUUACACGUUCCCCCACUCACGCCUCCGAUUAACCCAAUCCAAUCCCGACAGACAAGGCCUGAUACUGGUGGCACCGGGCUCCUACUCUCCCAUCACCCACUUGCAUCUUCGGAUGUUUGAGAUGGCUGCCGACUUUGCCAAGUUCAAUACGGAAUUCGAGCUUUUGGGGGGAUACAUAUCACCUGUGGGAGAUGCAUAUAAGAAGAAAGGCCUUGCCCCCGCCGGCGAUCGACUUCGGAUGUGCGAAUUAGCAGUCGACGAAACUAGCAAUUGGUUAAUGGUUGAUCCCUGGGAAGCGUUGCAUACAGAAUACAUGCCCACGGCGGUAGUUCUUGAUCACUUUGAGCAUGAGAUAAAUGAGGUAUUAGGCGGUGCGGUAAUGCCAGAUGGCACACACCGUCAUAUACAGAUUGCACUCCUCGCAGGAAGUGACUUGAUAAUGACGAUGGGUACUCCCGGGGUUUGGAGUGAGAAUGAUCUAGAGCACAUCCUGGGCCGUUACGGGGCGUUCUGCAUCGAGCGUUCAGGGACAGACACUGCAGAGGCUAUUUCGAGUCUUGAGAAGUUCAAGGACAACAUUUACGUGAUUCAGCAACUCAUAGCGAAUGAUGUGAGCAGUACGAAGAUCAGGUUAUUCUUGAGAAGAGAAAUGAGCGUGGCAUACCUUAUACCUUCUCCAGUUAUUCGAUACAUCGAGGAACAUGGACUCUAUAAAGACGACGCAGCGUCGAUCAAGGAAAAGGAGAAGUCGAAAGGCAAGGAAAUCUCGGGCCGAGCAUCUCCAGCCAUUUGCAGCUCUGAAUCAAAGAGCUAG
Venustampulla echinocandica is the source of this 864-nucleotide messenger RNA. RefSeq names its product Nicotinamide-nucleotide adenylyltransferase. Lineage: Eukaryota; Fungi; Ascomycota; Leotiomycetes; Helotiales; Pleuroascaceae. The transcript is spliced from 10 exons. Gene Ontology annotation, molecular function: nicotinate-nucleotide adenylyltransferase activity; nicotinamide-nucleotide adenylyltransferase activity. Gene Ontology annotation, biological process: NAD+ biosynthetic process. The record is from RefSeq and is a predicted model, not a curated record. Bases 1 to 864 code for a protein of 287 amino acids.